Symbiodinium pilosum is the source of this 999-nucleotide messenger RNA. The record is from the annotation of a GenBank genome assembly. Lineage: Eukaryota; Dinophyceae; Suessiales; Symbiodiniaceae.
AUGGCGAAUCUGGCGGUUGAUGCGUCUGACUUCAGCGCAGCACUGACUAGAGUCCAGCCAUCUGCACGUCGCGAGGGCUUCACCACUAUCCCAGAUGUGAAAUGGGAGGAUGUGGGAGCGCUUCAGGAGGUACAAGCCGACAUGGAUGCCGCAGUCUGCGAGCCCAUUCGACAGGCAGAGCUUUUCAGAGAGCUUGGUCUUACUGUGCCUGUGGGGGUGCUUCUGUUCGGGCCACCUGGUUGCGGCAAAACUUUGCUUGCCAAGGCAACUGCGAACCAGAGUGGCGCCAACUUCAUCGCUGUCAAGGGUCCGGAGCUGUUGAACAAGUAUGUUGGCGAAUCAGAGCGAGCCGUUCGCUUGGUUUUCCAGCGGGCGCGGAGCUCCUCGCCCUGCGUAAUCUUUUUUGACGAGCUGGAUGCGCUGGUGCCCAGGAGGUCUGCUGAAGGGACCGGCUCUUCGGAGCGGGUAGUGAACCAGAUGCUCACAGAGAUGGAUGGGGUGCAGUCGCGCUCGCAGGUCUAUGUCAUUGCUGCAACGAAUCGGCCAGAUAUUGUUGAUCCUGCAAUGCUACGGCCAGGCCGUCUGGAUAGACUUUUGUAUGUCCCUUUCCCUUCGGCAGUCGGUCGCCUUGAAAUUCUCCAGACGCACAUGAAAAAGUUGCCUUUGGCUCCUGAUGUGGAUCUGCAACGGCUGGCAACAGAUGCGGACGGUUUCAGUGGUGCAGACCUGGCAUCGCUUGCCCGCGAGGCUGCCAUGCUUGCGAUCAGGGAUGCAGCUUCUAGGAGCUGCAAGACUGCGGCUGGGAAUGAGACGCCCGCUGGAAAAUCCCAGGAGCAGUCUCAUGCAGCUGCUGCAGGAGUGCAGGUUACCACUGACCUUCUGGUGAAGGCCAGGAGCCGCGUCCAACCGUCGGUCGGCCAGCAGGAGAGGCGCGAAUACGAGCAACUUGCAGCUCGCUUAUGCGGCUGGCGGCCACCGCUCUCUGAUCAGAAGCCGUGA